AUGGCGGGUGUCGUGCCAUGUCGACAUUGUUUUCGCCCUGUGUCUGUGCAAGUAUUCACCAAGCUAGUCCACUUUCUCGAGUCCUUUUUUGAGUCAGAGGCACUGGGCAAUCUGCAAUUGUCUUAUCUUGCGGGAUUUGUCUGCGGCUUAGCUCCACAUGAAGCAACCUUGAAAAGUGAUUUUGUCGGUGCUGAAAACAUGGUUGUCGAUAUUGGUGAACUGCUUUUUGAAGCGCAUUUACUCGAACACCGCUCAAGUGUUCAAUGUAAAUUAACACAUCCAACUACUGUACUCUACGUGACUAUUGAUAAAUACUUUGUCGAAAUGAGUUCGUGUACUGCCACGAUUGUCAUCACAGGUGCAACAAGUCAGGAGAAUUGUCGAUUAGCUGCACGCAAGUUUACGCGUGUAAUACAGAAACUGAACUUUCCGGCCAAAUUCACCGAGUUUAAAGUGCGAAAUGUGAUGGGAACGUGCGAUGUUCGCUUUCCGAUACGUCUUGAAGGACUGCUAAACGAUCAUGCACGCUUUUCUAGUUAUGAACCAGAAUUGUUUCCUGGACUCAUCUACAAGCUCGUGGAGCCAAAAUUGACGCUUCUUAUCUUUGUGUCUGGCAAACUAGUGUUAUGCGGCGCAAGGGAUCCAGACCACCUUCACCAAGCUAUUGACAAGAUGUACCCAGUGUUGCUACAGUAUCGCAAGAUGACAGCACCACCGUCGUUGAUGACUGGAAAGCCCGAUUACGAGAAUAGUGAGGACCAUGAUCGUCUAGAUACAGGAACCAAUGUCUAA
This is a messenger RNA of Plasmopara halstedii, 792 nucleotides long. RefSeq names its product tata-binding protein. Gene Ontology annotation, molecular function: RNA polymerase II general transcription initiation factor activity; DNA binding. Lineage: Eukaryota; Oomycota; Peronosporomycetes; Peronosporales; Peronosporaceae. The record is from RefSeq and is a predicted model, not a curated record. The coding region runs from base 1 to 792 and encodes 263 amino acids. The transcript is spliced from 4 exons. Gene Ontology annotation, biological process: DNA-templated transcription initiation.